AUCAGAAAACGUUCUAGAUUUUUCUGCAGUGGCAUUGUAAACAAACUUUUGAAGGAGACUGACGAAAUUUCGAUUAUAGACCAAAAAACUUGCACAUUUCAAAAGAUAAACACAUCUGAAUAGCUACAAUUAUGCCUAGACGUGGAAGAUCAGGCGGCAUGGGACGCCCAGCUCCAGCCCCAGCUCCUGCCCCAAGAUCUCGUGUACCAGCCCCCGCACCAGCAAGCCACCCACCUGCUCCUGCAGGAAUGCAGCCAAGACAACCAGGUCUGAUGGCACAGAUGGCAGCUACUGCUGGUGGUGUUGCUAUCGGAUCUGCUGUGGGUCACACAAUUGGUCAUGCAAUGACUGGGGGUGGUGGACAGCAAGCACCAGUAGAGCAGUACCAAGCCCCAGCAGGACAGCAACAACAACAACAAUACAACAACCCUUGCCAAUAUGAACUUGAUCAGUUUAUAAACUGUUCUAAGAAUCAGUCAGACCUGUCUAUGUGCUAUGGAUUUAAUGAGGCUCUAAAGGAAUGUAGAGUUAGAUUUGGCCAGUCAUGAAGUGAAGAAGAUACAACAAACAAUAGUGGGAUUUCUCUACAUGGAUAAUUUCAUCAGAGUAUGUGCAUAACGAAAAAAUCACAUUGAAUGAUUGAUGGUACUACAUUGAAAACAUUUCAAAUGAAGUUUUAGUGCCCGUUACACUAUUUAAAGACCUUGUGCUGUGCUUGCUUUGUUUUAAAGACAUACCUUGUACAUCUUCUUAAUUCAACCAACCAAUCAUAGUGGGAUGUUUACAGAUAUGGAAUACACAGGUGUUGGAAAUUAAUAAAUAUAUUGAGUAAUUACUGGUGAAAAUAAAUGAAAUAAAACAGAAUUUUAAUCAUCGAAA
This is a messenger RNA of Mercenaria mercenaria, 879 nucleotides long. Its product is annotated as coiled-coil-helix-coiled-coil-helix domain-containing protein 2-like. The record is from RefSeq and is a predicted model, not a curated record. Gene Ontology annotation, cellular component: mitochondrion; nucleus. The coding region runs from base 132 to 548 and encodes 138 amino acids. NCBI's taxonomy places the organism in Eukaryota, Metazoa, Mollusca, Bivalvia, Venerida, Veneridae. The transcript has 4 exons. Gene Ontology annotation, biological process: mitochondrion organization.